Molecule: messenger RNA, 1141 nt
Organism: Oncorhynchus gorbuscha (pink salmon)
Lineage: Eukaryota; Metazoa; Chordata; Actinopteri; Salmoniformes; Salmonidae
Product: protein disulfide-isomerase A2-like
Exons: 8
Biological process (GO): protein folding; response to endoplasmic reticulum stress
Cellular component (GO): endoplasmic reticulum
Molecular function (GO): protein disulfide isomerase activity
Source: RefSeq, a predicted model, not a curated record
UCUGUCCACCAGAGUCUGGAGAGUGAGGAGGCCAAGGUGUUCUAUAGUGUUGCCAUGGAGAUGGUUGACAUGGUGUUCGGGGUGACAACCAGUCCAGAGGUCUUCCAGAAAUAUGAAGUAAAUAACAACAGAGUGGUGCUGUUCAAGAAGUUUGACGAGGGCAGGGUAGACCUGUCUGUGUCUGAGGAGGAGAAGGUGGGUAAAGAGGAGCUGAUUGUCUUCAUCAGGACCAACAGUCUGGAGCUGGUCAUAGAGUUCAACGAGCAGAAUGCGGAUAAGAUCUUUGGUUCAAAGGUUCACACCCACACCCUCCUGUUCAUCAACUCUACAGUCCAGGAGCAGAAGAGCCUUCUGACUGAAUACAGCACCGUGGCCAGGGACUUCAAGGGCAAGGUAUUGUUCAUAAUUAUAGAUGUAACGGGACCAGUCAGUCAUGUCCUGAAGUACUUCGGUCUUUCCGAGGGCGACGCCCCCGCUGUACGCAUCAUCAACACCGACACCACCAAGAAGUUCGCUCUGAUUGGACAGAUAACGGCCGCCACACUCCAAACGUUCUGUCAGGGAGUUCUGGACGGAACCGUGAAGUCUCACCUGCUGAGCGAGGAGGUACCAGAGGACUGGGAUAAAGGACCCGUUAAAGUUCUGGUCGGGAAGAACUUUGAGGCUGUCGCCCUCGACAACAACAAGAAUGUCUUCGUAGAGUUCUAUGCCCCAUGGUGCGGUCACUGUAAGGAGCUGGCUCCUGUCUGGGAGAAGCUGGCAGAGAAGUACGCUGACCGGGAUGACAUCAUCAUUGCCAAGAUGGACGCCACGACCAAUGAGGUGGAGGGAGUGUCUGUGUCUGGCUUCCCUACACUACGAUACUACCCUGCUGGAGAAGACAGCAAGGAGGUAGAGUACAGUGGGACCAGAGACUUGGAGAUGUUUGCUAUGUUCCUGGAUAAUGGAGGACAGCUUCCGAAGGUGGAAGAGGAUGAGGAUAAUGAAGAUGAAGAGGAGGUCACUGAUGAGUCAUCGCCACCGCCAGCCAAUGAGACGUCUAAAGACGAGCUGUAAAGUCAGAGCACCGAAUCGAUCAAGAGUAGUUUAUUGGUUUCUAUGGUUUCUCUUGGUUUAAUAAUAAAAGUGAUUUGAUUCUGAA